Meriones unguiculatus (Mongolian gerbil) is the source of this 2896-nucleotide messenger RNA. It is a transcript of the gene Mmab, whose product is annotated as metabolism of cobalamin associated B. Gene Ontology annotation, molecular function: corrinoid adenosyltransferase activity. The record is from RefSeq and is a predicted model, not a curated record. The transcript is spliced from 9 exons. The coding region runs from base 49 to 762 and encodes 237 amino acids. Lineage: Eukaryota; Metazoa; Chordata; Mammalia; Rodentia; Muridae.
UCUGGACGGGUGCCUGGCCGGGUCAUCCCUCGACGCGUUAUCACACGCAUGGCUGUGUGGGUGUUUGGGGGCCGCUUUGGCCUGCGCGGGCGUCUCGGCGCCUGCAGGCUGCUGUGUCCCCGCUUCCAGAGCCACGGUCCUCAGGGCGGGGAAGACGGGGACAGGCUACAGUCAUCCUCGAAGGCACCUAAGACCCCCAAGAUUUACACCAAGACAGGAGACAAAGGGUUUUCUAGCACCUUCACAGGAGAAAGGAGACCUAAAGAUGACCAAGUGUUUGAGGCUGUGGGAACCACAGAUGAAUUAAGCUCUGCUAUUGGGUUUGCCAUGGAGUUGGUCACAGAAAAGGGCCACGCAUUUGCCGAAGAACUUCAGAAAAUCCAGUGCACGCUGCAGGACGUCGGCUCUGCCCUGGCCACCCCACGAUCCUCAGCCAGGGAGGCUCACCUAAAACACACGGCCUUUGAGGAAGGGCCCAUCACGGAGCUGGAACAGUGGAUUGACAAGUACUCCAGCCUGCUCCCCCCACUCAGAGCUUUCAUUCUGCCAUCCGGAGGCAAGAGCAGUUCUGCCCUGCACUUCUGCCGAGCCGUGUGCCGCCGAGCUGAGCGACGCGUGGUGCCUCUUGUCCAAAUGGGAGAAACGGACGCAAACGUGGCCAAGUUCUUAAACAGACUCAGCGAUUACCUCUUCACCAUAGCCAGAUAUGCAGCCAUGAAGGAGGGCAGCCCAGAAAAAAUAUACAAGAAGCGUGACAAGUGAAGCAGGAGAAAUGGUGAGGGGAGCCUCACCCCUCUGGAGAGACCAUGGGGAACUCAGUCGUGCUGACAGACUGCAGGUGGGCCUGAGGUACACACUCAGCAUUGCCGCACACCCCCUGCCAUUGCCCCAAGGGACCGCUCAGCCUCCUGCUGGCUUUGUGAGACUGAGUGUCCAUCCUGCAGGAAGGAAAGGAUGUGAACCAUGCCCAAAAAAACAUGUUUGUGUGUGUGUGUGGGGGGGGUGCUGUUCAAGGACUGGGAAUGUAGCAGAGGCCGCUGGAAUUGUAAUUGUGAUUUACCUGUGUCAGCGGGGCUGUAAAUGUCACAUUUAUAAAGGGAAGGCGGGCAGGCUUGAGUUUAGUCACCUCUGAGCUGCCGGUCACUGCCACAGUGUAGGGGAGAGACAGCUGCAGGUCCACAGGGGUGCAGCUCGGAGAACCCUCUCCAUCAUGGCUGGAGGCCGGCAGCCCUCCCUGCCCUGGCAGUGGCGGGAAUGAGGUCUUCCGACUGACACUGGGCUCUCUGGUGUCCCACUUGGCUGGUUUAUGCUUCUGCGAGCCACACCACGGCUGUGUUUUAUUCCGCUUGUCACUACUGCUUCCUCUUACUAUGAAAUGACAUCGCCAGUGGCAGCUGUGUCCUUGGGAGAGGGAUAUUUAUGGAAGGCUGCAGGCGGCCCGAGAACCUAAGGAUUCCAUACCUCAUGGUAGGCAGUGACUUAGGAAGGGCAAGUCUGAGACACAUGAGGAUUCAGCUCAGCGAUCGCUUCUUCUCUGUGCACCUGUUCAGGUCCCUCCCGUGCUAGGGGCGGGUGGCUGGCCCCUCGUUGUUGGUCAGUCAGCAGCUUUUGAUUUCAGCCCAGUGUCUUUCUACCUCCCCGCUGGUGUUUCAGGUGGGCAGCUGUAUGUCUGUCUUCUGGGUCCUUUAAAGGGAAGGUGCCCAGGAAGGAGGAAUGCCCCCUUGGAGGCAGCCCUGUCCAGUGCCCCUGCAGCCAUAGUGGGGUAGGGGUUGGGUACAGAAUUGGUGCUGUAUGUGCAAGACCAGAAAUAGAAGGCACAAGCUGAGGGUGCUGCUGUUCUGGGUCUGACUGGGGAGCCCUGUUCACUCUACCUGCAGCUCCAGAUCCUCCUGAAAAAGACAGGAUGAACUCAAAACAGCAACUCUUGCCCCUAGCCUAUGCCUUGACUGCUUUCAAUACCUCUCCCAGGAUUUGGGGUGGCUCUUACAGCAUUCUGGCUCCAAGCAUUGCCGAGCCUUGAGCACACCAUCUGCAAUUUUCAUAGGGUGAUUCCCACUGCACACUUACGCGUGCAAACAGGUGCAGAACUGUUUCUUUAAAUUGUACCCACUUAUUAUUGAUCUCUUUCUCUUGCACUCUCUUUUUCUCUCCCUCUCUCUCAUAAUUCCAUCCCUGAAAACAUUGCAAAAGGUUUCCUAUCUUUUAAUGAACUUUUGCAGAAGUUUUAUUGAGAUACAAUCUGCCCACCAUAAAAUUCUUCCUUUUAAAAUGGACAGUUCAGCAGUUUUCAGGAGAUGGCCUAGUUUUUGCCACCCCACACCCCACAACCAGGAAGAUGGUCGAUAGUUCAAGCUCAUCAGAACAGUGUUCACUGUCAAUCACCAAAGGUGAACCCCACCAGUGUUGCCUGCCAGUGCUCACGCUGGCCCUCACCUGAACAUCAUAGCACUGGGGGUGGGGAGCUCACAUUCCUGCAGGAAGGGAAACUGAGGCUCAGACCUGACCUAGGCUCUUGUCUCAUGACACCCCACCCCAAACCCACCAGCACUUGACAGUCGUUUUAAUCACAACCCGGGCCUCGGCAAGCAACGCCAGGCACUAAUAGAUGGCUGUCGCAUUUCUCAGCCGAGUUUCCCUUAACUGAUAUUUCAUGGCUAUUGUUAAUGUGCAUUUUUCACUGAGUAAUUUCCAGAGCCUGAACUUGCAGCACAUCCCAAUGAUAAACGCCCGCAGUUCCGAGUCCCCUGUCAGCUGCAAUGUCACCCUUACCUCCUCCCCAGCACCUCCCGACAGCCCAUCCCGUUUUAUGAUCGCUCUGUCCCAGUGAUCACGACUGAACCCUUAAGAAUCCGGACGCAUUUCAAGUUUAAUUGAAUAAAAUUCUUUGUAUAAUAAA